Molecule: messenger RNA, 9575 nt
Organism: Ochotona curzoniae (black-lipped pika)
Lineage: Eukaryota; Metazoa; Chordata; Mammalia; Lagomorpha; Ochotonidae
Product: lipoma-preferred partner
Exons: 8
Coding region: 1177-2520 (447 amino acids)
Biological process (GO): cell-cell adhesion
Cellular component (GO): focal adhesion; stress fiber
Source: RefSeq, a predicted model, not a curated record
UGGCAUGUUCAAGGCGAGGACUUUAGCCGCUAGGCCACGAUGCCAGGCCCAGGAUCGCCUGUUUUUUAAGUCCUGGGUGCACACCGAAUUCCAACUUCCUGUUCAUGCUCUCUCUGGAAGGCAACAAAGAAUAACUCCCAAUGGUGGGUGCUUGACCCCCUCAGGAUAAGACUGAAUUGCAAUCCCAGUUCUUGAUCUUGUUUAACUCAGCGUUGGUUAUCGUAGGCAUUUGGUGAAUGGACUAGCUGCUUAGGAGUCUGUCUGCCAUUCUGUUGUCUCCCCACCUCUCAAAUAAAUUGAAAAAAAAAAGUAAAGAUAGACUGAUAGUUCACAUUUUUUAAAACUUACCAGGAUUUUUUAGGUCCAAUUAACUUGCCUUUGAAUUAACCACCUUCCCAUUUUUAAAAGAAACAAUCAAUUUAAGUCGUUGUUUGUUGGGUACCUGCCAUGUACCAGAGAUUUUUUGGGUAUUAACGUUAAUGAAAAUGACAGUAGUGUACAAGAUACAGCCCACCACAUAAUGUCUAUCAACAGAAAAAUUACAAUAUGUUGUUAUAGACCUAGAUUUAGUAAGGAGGUAUUCAGGGAACACACUGGGAAGAAAAAGGUUUGAUCUAGAAGGUUUCUGAAGGCUGGUCAUCUCUGAAUAGGUUUCUAGGAAACAUGUAGGAAUUUUAUGUUUUUCUCAUAGGAAAGUUAGAGAAGCAUAUAAUGUUCUGGUAAAGGAGAGAAGAUGGGUCAAGGAUUAGGGUUGAGACUGGCCAUGCCUAGAUAAGAACAUACAACUUGGUGCUGAUCAACAGUUGCUGCUGAGGCCAAAUGGUGGAGAGUCUGUCCUAGCAGGCUUCAGUAGGCAUGAUUUUACUUUACUGUGAGGUCACAAAGAAGGAUGAGGUAAGUGAUGAUACUUGAAUUAAAUCACAAAGGAUACCUGUGACUUUCAUUUUUAAGGCAGGCCACAGUUUAGCUGGAUAGGAGGAGAUGAAUUAUAACAAAGAUGUGCGUAGGCAAAAGCUGUGUUUAUUUGGGAAAGAAAUUUGAAAUACCUGCAGAAUGCACCUGGGGGUAUUAGGGGCACCAGUUUGAGAAGAAAUUGAAACAUUAAAGGUUUUUGAGGGCUCUGCUAGUGCAACAGCGUCUCCUCCAGUCUCUACACCUGUCACAGGACACAAGAGAAUGGUCAUCCCAAACCAGCCACCUCUAACUGCAACUAAAAAGUCUGCAAUGAAACCACAGCCUGGCCCCCAAGCUGGGCCCAUCCCUGUGACUCCAAUAGGACCACUCAAACCCCAGCCUCAGCCUGUUCCAGCCUCGUACACCACAGCCUGUACCCCUACAAGGCCCACCUUUAAUGUGCAAGUUAAGUCGGCUCAGCCCAGCCCUCAUUACAUGGCUGGCCCUUCCUCAGCACAAAUGUAUUGCCCAGGACCCCAUGGUUGCAGCAUACCACCAGUUCAUGUCUCUGGGCCACCUCCUUCAACCCGGCCUGGUACAGAUUAUGCGUAUAUUCCACCACCUGUGAUUCAACCUGAACCUGGAUAUGGGUAUACCCCCAACCAAGGACGCUAUUAUGAGCCCUAUUGUGCAGCAGGGCCUUCCUAUGGAGGCAGAAAUGAGAGUAAUCCUGCCUAUGGGCAACAGGGACACCCAGGCACCUGGAAGAGGGAACCAGCAUACAAUCCUCCUGUAGCAGGGAGCCAAAACCCUACUAGCUUAUACGCAACCACUGGUCCCAAGAAGACCUAUAUUGUGGAUCCUGUUUCCACUCCUGGUGCACCACCACUGCAACCAAAGGGAGGACACUCAGUUUCAAUGGGGCCUGCAUCUGCCCCCACUUCAUUUCGUCCUGAGGAUGAGCUUGAGCACCUGACCAAGAAGAUGCUGUAUGACAUGGACAAUCCGCCUUCCGAGGAAUACUUUGGCCGCUGUGCUCGUUGUGGUGAAAAUGUAGUUGGGGAAGGUACAGGAUGUACCGCCAUGGAUCAGGUCUUCCAUGUGGAUUGUUUUACCUGCAUCACCUGCAACAACAAGCUCCGGGGCCAGCCCUUCUAUGCUGUGGAAAAGAAAGCUUACUGCGAGCCUUGCUACAUCAACACGCUGGAACGGUGCAACGUGUGCUCCAAGCCCAUCAUGGAGCGUAUUCUUCGUGCCACUGGGAAGGCCUAUCACCCUCACUGCUUCACCUGCGUGAUGUGCCAUCGCAGCCUGGAUGGGAUCCCCUUUACUGUGGAUGCUGGCGGGCUCAUUCAUUGCAUCGAGGACUUCCACAAGAAAUUUGCUCCCCGAUGUUCUGUGUGCAAGGAGCCUAUUAUGCCGGCUCCUGGCCAGGAGGAGACCGUCCGCAUUGUGGCUCUAGAUCGUGACUUCCAUGUCCAGUGCUACCGCUGUGAGGAUUGUGGUGGUCUUCUGUCGGAAGGUGAUAAUCAAGGCUGCUACCCGCUGGAUGGGCACAUCCUCUGCAAGAGCUGCAACACAGCCCGCAUCCGAGUGCUGACUGCCAAGGCAAGCACCGACCUCUAGAUUCGGUCACCUGUGUAGCUGGUUGGUGGAUGGCGCUGAGAAGAGUGAAACACAAGGGAAACCAUUAGGAAAAAUAGAGGAAAUGCAAUCAUCUGUGGGGUGGUCUCAGUUCUUUAACUGCUGUUAAUUUUUCUUUAGAAACACAUAGUGGAUAAGAUUUUUUUUUUCACUUCCCACCAAAAUAACACAUUUCACAUUUAAUCAUGCCAGCCCUCUGUGGGCCUUUGUUCCAAGUACUUACACAUUUUUGCACGGAUUAUGCUCCAUCCCAUUCACUUCUGCAUUCCUGUAACUUUUAAUCCCCAUGUUUGUCUCACUUUUCAUCUGGUUGAAUGGCUUUUUUUAGUGUGGUAUUUGCUGUCACACAGUUUUUCCUGGGUGAGGCUGCCAAAUCACAGGUGAUUUUCAGGUUUAAAGUCUCCAUCCUAUCACUUCCACAUUGCCUGUAAUUAGAAAGGUUAGCCAUUCUUUUGCCACGGAUUUAAAAUACAGACUUUUUGCUGUUGCUGCAUGACACUCAUGUCUCUUGGGGUGAGAUUCGGUGCAGUGGGAAGAAUGUAUAAUGUCAAUAUUGGUCUCUAAAGGACUAAAGUUUCAAAAAGCAUAAGUUGAAGCACGCCAAAACUUGCAGCCAUUGAAAUUUAAAGUCUCUAGCAGCCAAUGGUCAGAACUCAUUGAAAACAAUUAUUGGCCUAUGGUUAAUGAGCAGUUGAACUUCAAACUUUUCCUAAAGACAUGAAAUUUGGUAUCCUGGGAGAAGCAAUUGGCCAGGGAGAUGGGGUGGGUUAUGUCUGAAAAGUCCUUUAUUCCACAGCAUCAUCAUAAGGUUUUCCUUUUCAAUGCCACCACAUAAUACAAUCAUGGUUUUCUCUAGAAUGAAACAUUUACAGUACUGUCCCACUUUUCAUCUUAGAAAGAUGAGUACUGUCAUGGUGUUUCCAAUAUCCAAACACAUCUUCCAAAAUUGGCGUAUUUUUCUCUAGAGAAAGAUGUAAAGAAUAGUUCAAAUUCCUUUUUGCCUCCAGACCCAGGCCCAUUUUUGUCUGACAUUUGCAAAUCAGGAAAUAAGAUUGUGAAGCUUUGUCUAGUUGACUUUAAAAAAGAAAUCUUAAAAAGAUUGUGAAACCACAGUUUCAUUAUUAUCCUAAUCCUUCUGCAACUCAAAUUACAUAUUGCAGGAGACAUUUUCAUAUCAUCGACGUGACAUUUAUACCACACUUUCAAAGAUAAUCACAGGGAAAAAAAAUUGUCUUUCUGAGCUAAAAAUAUGCAGUCUCUGCCUAGAAUCCUUAUUCAAAUUCUUAUUAGCCAGUGGAACACUUGCAUGCCAACUGCAGAGCCAUAUUUAUUAAGUUCUAGCAUGUUUCAUUUGAGAGCCACCUAGCUUAGUAGUGGCAAGUUGUUAUUUUGUCAACUAAGUAUUUUGUAUUGAGAUUUCUUAAACCUUUCUUCAGAUUUUCCACAAGUAUAUACUUUUAAAUUAUGGAGUAUUUUAAAUAUGAAAAAGGUAUAAAUAAUAUAAUAAAUUCCUAUAUGCCGAACACCUACUUUAAGAAAUCAGAUAUAACAUAUAAUUACAUUCCCCUGUAUCCCCUUUCCUUAUUCCACAAAUAGCUUUUCAUAAUUUCGAACUGAUAGAUUCUAGUCUGAUUUUUAACCUUUAACAUCCAGAAUGGUAAUGAACAAUUAUUUGUGCAUUUUUUUUAUCACAACCCUUGCCUCAGGAGUUCUGAUUAUUUUACUUGAAUAGAAAUAAUAAAAGUGUUUUAACAAAAAAAAAAGAAACAAAAACAAAAAAAAAACAAACAAAACAAGAACAAAUUCUGAAGCCUGUGGUCACUGUGGAGCUCAGUCAUCUUCACUACUGAUGGCAUAUUUGCUUGUGUCAAUCACCAGCCUUGUGUUCAGACCAUAAACGUGACACCUUCUCCGAGCUGCUUUGACCACUGUGCUCUUCUUACCUUGCUUCCAUUAUGCUUGAGCUCACAAUGUGAAAUAUAGUGAGACUCAUGCAGGGCAGCAUGUUAGUUGUAGGAUAAAAUGCCAAGUGUGCCUUUGAAUUGCUGUCUUCCAAAUUAAACACCAGACAAUCCCGACGGCCUCAGAGCGCACUGACUGUUAGACAACUGGGGUGAUCUGCUUGAGCUGAUUUGUUGGCUUGUUUUCUGUUCCAUACUUUGUCUUUAGGCCAAAAGCAGAGAGUCCAAUUUAUUGAGAGAUUUUAUCUUGGGAAAUACCAUCACAUUAUUGUAAAUUUUGCCAAAAGGCGAAGACUGAAAUAUUUAUGCUAUAAAAAUGCAAUAACAGCCUACUUUUUCAUAUACUUAAGUCUUUAUGUAACCAAAUGUUUACAUGCCAAAAGGAAAUUAUAAGAAAAUAGUGUCACAAGCCCAUCAAUGUGACAUUGCUAGCACAAUACUGCUUCUUUAUAAAUUUUUAUAGUAUAUUCUUGUCACAUAACCUCAGAGUAUCUUUACCAAAGAUUUUUAAACAAAAUUUCUUUUUAAUAUAGACAUACUUUUAUAAUAAUGAAUGUGCACACAUCCUUUUGCAGAAAUAUUUAGCUUUAGAUUUUUUUCUUUCACUAGAUAUAGUAAGGAAGGGAUCCUACCAUAUUUUAUCCUGAUAUCUUAAAUAUAUGAUUCAUGUUACUUUUCUAUUAAUCAUUUGAUUUAAACAAUGCCAAGUCACUCUGAACUGUUUUAGUUGCAUGAAAUGUUGCCUAUAACAGAUACAAAGAUAUUACCUUAUCAUUAAACUAUACUAUCUUGUUUAUUAUUGUUUAAAUACAUAGAUAAGAGGAAAAAGCAAAAAUCUAUAACAAAGUUCAUAAAAAUGUGUACAUUUCUUAAAAACUGUCAGCUGCACAAGUAUUUGAUAAUCCUCUGUCACAUGGGAAACAUGGAAAAGGAAAACCACUCACCCUGUCAUGGGUUCUGCAACUCACUUCAAAAUGAAAUUUUAUGAAUGUUUGGAUCCCAGCACAGACUGACUCAAGAUCAAGUUUCAUCAGCAACAGACAAAAUGAGCUUUGAAAAUCAAAACUAUCUGCUUCUCACCAUAAGGCAUCAAGGUUGCAAGAUGCUGACCUUUGUGCAGAUCCAUGACGUGGGUUGUUUUCCUUGUUAAUGCCUUCUUGGCACUAUAGAAGCCAUUGACGGUGUUUGGGGUAUGCUGAUCGCUGAGAUGGGCUUACCAACAUUAUGAUUAUUUUCUGUGAAAGAUUUUGUAAAGAUGUUUAUGACAACAUUUGCAGGAUAACAAGCCCAACUGCAUUGUGUUAAGUAUUUGAUAUUCUGAUCCAAAGAGAUAAACAAUUCUUUUUCAAUGGAGCAAUAGUCGAGAGUUGAUGGACACAGAGAGGACUGAAAACACAAAUUCCAAUCAUCUUCCUCAUUAGCAAAAAUCCUAGUAAUGUGAACCAGCCAAGGACAGCAGUGUUAUUUCUAUUUGAUAUGGUUUGGGCUUCUCCUGUCAAAUCUGUGUCGGCUGCCCCCUGAUCCUUCCAUUCUCAAGUUUUGAAGGGUGUUGGGGAAAUGAUAGCAGCUGUUAGGGAUAUCAGGGAAACACUGAUACAACCUCACAGCCUCUUACCAUUCCUCUUGGCUUGGAAAGGCUUCUUCUUCAUAUACAUUUCCAGAAAUAUUGCUAUUCUACCUUAGUAUUUCACAUUUGUAGUUUAAACAAGUGAUUGUCCAUCUGUUGCCUAGAGCUACAGUACAUGUGUGUUAUGAAUGAAAUAUGACAGCAUGUUCCAUACCCCUGCUUUAGCCAUCUGUAGGAAAGCAGCAAGCUGAGAAAGAGAUACCUCUGCAAAAUGUGCCUCAAGUCCAUUUCCUGAAACCAAUCUGUGGUGUACUUUCAGAAGACACAAUCAGAGAGCAACACUUAUUUGUGCCUUAUUUUUUAAAAAUUUACUCACUCUACUAUAAAUACAUCACUGAAGAGUUAAAUAGUGUAAAUAAUCCAGAUUAAAAAAAGUCCAAAAAAAGUCAAAAUCCAAAGAAGUUUGAAAUUAUCAUGUUAAUAUGUUCUAAUAGUACUCCACUCCAUUUUCCUUUCCUCCAUCCUACUCCUUCACCUUCUCUCCCUUGCUGCCUUUAUUCCUUCUUGUCAUCCUGCCUACUUAUGUUGCGAUCCUUGGACUUUUCAUGAAUUAAAGCAAUGCAUUAUCAUCCUUCUGGAAUUAUGACCAUUUUAACGGGAAUUAGUUGUGAUGAUGAGAAAAAAUAUAUCACAUCCAUAAAAAUCUUCCAUUAAAAUGGCCUAUUUUCAAGUUGUAGUUCUUCAUAAAGUAAGAUAUAAGAUAAUACAGUAUUUCAUUUUGUUUUUAAUGAAUUUUCAUCAGGGACCCAGGUCAUGCAUUCCUGGAAAAUCCAUUUAUGACUGAUGUCAUUUCCUCUGCUAUAUGGGCAAAGCGAUUUAAGACUAGGUUAUUGUUUUUUUUUUUUAAUCCAAGGCAUUUUGACCACAGGAUUUUGUUUUGUUUGGUGAUAGUUUAUUGUUUUAUUUGUUUGAAAUUUCAUGAUUUUCCUUAUGGCAAUGAAAAACAGUUUUAUCAAAGAAAAAUAUCUUUACAGAAAUUUAAUGUAUCUUUGUACAUGGUCCUGAUUAUACCAGCAAAUGCUAAGUAGUCAAACCUGAGCAUUUUUCAGGAGAUGGAUCAGUAAUAGUUUCCUGUUUUUAGUUUUUGGUAUGCAAAUUAUGUGUACAUUUCCCUUCAAUGAAGAAAGGAAUGACACUAAUUCUUUUCUCUAUUUUACUAUCCUGGCCUUUGUGCAAUAAGCUGUAGUCUCCAUUUCAUAGGCAACAUGCAUAUGAUUCUGUGAAUAGCUUUGUGAGAGAUGCAUUUUUAGUCAACUGAUUGAAGCUACCCAAAAAAUGCUGAAAACUUUGUUCUUCAUUUCUGAUUAAUUUAUAGCAGUCUCUAACCACACAAAUAGAUACCUCUACAACUAGUUUUUGUGUUAAACAAAAUUUAAUCUUGUGCAAACAUAUAUGAACUGAAGAGUAGGUAAAGCCUGCAGCUAAUUCCUUAUGUAAAACUGUAAGAUUCUUGGCAUUGACUUGGACCUUGGCACAACGAGAUGUCUCUUGGGAUGCCUCCAUCCUAUAUGGGAGUGCCUGAAUUUGAGUUCCAGCUCCACUUGUGAUUGCAGGAAAUGGUUCAAGUACCUGGGUCCCUACUUACCCGUAGGAGACAUUCAGAUUCUGUUUGAAGCUCUUGGCUUUGACAUGACGUUGCAGGCUAUUGGGGAGUGAACCAGCAGAUGGAAAAUACCUCUCUCCCUCUCUUUUCCACUCCUAAGUAAAAUAAAUAGCUGAAUAAAUAAUUUUUUAAAUAUACUUGCUCUAAGCCUUUCCUGCUACAUGCAUUGCUAUUUUUUCCAAGAUACCUAAUUCACAUCGGGAUGAGGGAAAACCUUACUCUUACAACUCUGAUGGACAUUUAGUUAAUAUAUCCACAAUGAAGCUUUUUUCCUUAACCACACAUGCAGUUAGUCAACUCAGAAUGUCAUUUCUAACUUUUGUGCUAAACCCUAGGUUUUGAAUAAUGUGCCAGAAAUGAGAAGUGUCACUGUGUCACCUUGUUUUGUUACUAAUGUAGAGUUAUGAUUGAUCCCCAACACUAAAUAUGUUUGUAGAUAAUAGAAUCAUGAACUUUUUAAAGCUCUGAUUCUCCUCUUCACUAAUUACCAUCCCCAGUAUUCUUAGUCAUGGCAGUCCACUGUAGCUCUUGAGCUACACAGAACACGGCAAAUGUCUAAACAUCUGCCACUUUAGAUCUCAUACACUAACUCUUCCAAACUUUCCCUAAUUAAAUAUUUUUUCCAUUGCUUCAGACAAUUCAGAAAAACUUAAAGGCAUCACUCUAGGUCAUGGUAGGCGCAAAUAUUUGUUGGGGAUUAGAAGGCAAUGAAAUUGGAGUUCCCUGAAGGGGAUCUCUCCCAAGCACUCAGACCCAGAGGAGUAAUAGCUAAUUGUAAACAGAUUCCACUACAUGUAGCACAGAGUCUUUAUGUUCUCUACUAUAUUUGGUGACAUCUAAAUCAAAGUAAUUCUGACAACAGGAAGCAUAGGUAAGCAUUUGACUUUAUGGAUUCCAACUUAUUUGUCAAUUCACGUGGUCUUUUCAGCCCUUUAUCCCCGUCUUCCCAAGAAUAAGGUAUGGAUCCAUGCUGAAUAUGAGAAAAGAGUACUAGACACUGUAAAAUUCUACAUAUAUAGCUACUGGUUAUUUGGUUUUAAGAGUCACUUGUGUUUAUUUUAUGCUCAUGUUUGUACCUAGCAAUGUUUGUGUUUAGCCCAAGUGAACAUCUUUCCUCCAUGGAUGAAUUGGAUGCUAUACUUAGAAGCCCAAGUUUUUUCUCUUUAGUUUUGUUAUCUUAUUAUUAUUCCUUCUGGAUCUCAUUGUAAUAAUUAUUAUUGAUGAUUAUGUAUUACUUAGUCGCUCUUGGAGGAUAAGCCUAGUAACUUCCAUUCAGGCCAACUGCCAUAUGAUCAAGCUGGUUAGAUAUGUACUUACUACACAGGAAGCAGUAUGGCAGGGUGAGGAAUUAUUAAGCUUUCAUGGAGGAUGUACAAUUCAGUAUUAAAUGUUGAAUGGAUUCAUUAACUUAAUUUUGGGAAACAAAGAGAAUAUUCUAAAUGCAACUUAAAGCAUAGGCUAUAUACAGAGAAGACACGUUGCCUUGGUCGAAAUGUCAGAUUCUGGAAUUUCCUCUUUACCAAGAGAAAAUUUCUAGAUAUUCAGGGUCAAAUCAAAGGAAAAGGCACAGAGAAAUGCUAACUAAAGUGUUUCUUCCUUCUAUCUGUCUUUAUAAUUGAAAGAAAUGAUGAGUUGCCAAAAUAAAACAGUGUGCAUCAUAUGAAGUAGCCCUCUAUGAACUUGACUAUAACAUUAAGAAUGUGUUUUCCUAUUGGUUUAUAACAACAUCUUCCCUUCUAAGGGAAAAUGUGGAUGCCCUGUGUUCUUUAAACUGUUCAAACAGAACGAGCAGAACACCUCUGAUAGCCUUAGUAUUUCUAGGUACAUGAUUAGGAAGACACUCUAG